Messenger RNA from Acanthoscelides obtectus, 1631 nucleotides. Lineage: Eukaryota; Metazoa; Arthropoda; Insecta; Coleoptera; Chrysomelidae. The record is from the annotation of a GenBank genome assembly.
GACGUACUAGGCAUCUUUCGUGAUUUUGACUAUAGUGGUCCAGCUUUCUAUACUUAUGUGCAACGGGGUCUUAUGCUUCCGGGCAAACUUUGCCUGAUAACACAUUGUCCGAACAUCCUCCUUUCUUUCCCCAGACGCCCAACCCGUAGCCCAACCGAAGAUGCCGGCCAUCUACAUCUCCAAAUACAACCGUUUUGUGGACAAUGUCAUCACGAGAAUCAACCGCAUCCUCGGCAAGAAUUUUGACCCCGUUCGUGUCAAGCUGCAGUCGCCCAGCGAAGUAAAGAAAGCGCAAAAGCAACAACAGAAGAUCAAGAAUCAGGGAAAAGGGAAAGGAAAGGGUAAGGGUAAAGGAACGAGGUCUGGUCAACAACAGAAAGCGGAAGACAUGAAGAAUAAAAUGGCCGAAUUGCCUGUGCAGAGGUCGGAGAGUAGCGAUGUAAAAGAAGAUAGAAGGACAAUAGAGAGCGAAGCCCGAGAACCAUCUUUCGUCCUAAUCUCCAAAACCGGCUCUGAAGAUUCCGCCAACACAACUGAAGAAACUGUCCAAAGCCCUGCCACUAGCGCACCACAAGUGAGAGAAACUAACGUCACCAGAAAAAACUCCAAACCGAAAAGGAAGAACACUACGAAAUCUGGAAACAAAAACAAGAACAAGACGAAGCAGGGAAACAAUGCCAACAAAAAUAAGAAAAAGGCACCGAAGGCCAAAGCGACGUUGUUUGGAUUGAGCUCGAUUAAGAGAGAUGGUGACGUUGUGGUCAACAUGCAGGCUGAUCACACUACCGUUAAGUCGAACUUCGUCUUAGGGCCGCUAACUUUGAGAGUCGAAAGAGAGUACGCCAGCAAUGGUAGAAGAGAACUGAAAAGCGCGACAGCUACAACAGCAGAGAUGUUCGGAAGAAUCAAUUUGAAACUAGUACAUGGUGGCGCUGCUACUUUACAUUCUAUUCGAGUUCUGCAACCAAAACAGGUGAGAAUCGACAGCCCGGACGACCACGACAAAACAAGAGAAUUCUUAUGGAAAAGAAGCGCUCACAUUGCAUCCAUGGUGUCUUCAAAACUUGCCAAUGCAGCCAGGUCCAUGUUGAAACCUCCCUUAACGAACUAAGAAAUUAUUUAGGUAUUAUAAUAUAGCAUAAACCCUUUUUUUAGAUAUGUCGAAGAACAUAUUGAAAUCAUCAUGCCAAAUGGUCCAGUAGUUGUAGGUUGUUGUGCGUUUGCAAAUAUUUUGCUACGCUCAUUUAAUGAGAUAUAUAUAUAUAUAUACAGGGCGGUUUCCUAGUGUGGGGCACUGCAAACCUUGCAUUGAAGAUCACCUUGUGUAGGAUAUUUAUUACUGGGGUAAUAGUGGGUAUAAGACUUUGCUAAAAGUGAAAGCCAUGGUGGUUGACUCCUAAAGUACAAAGUUUAGGUAUUUAGGCAUUAAUAGUAUGGGAAAUAAUUUAUUUUACUUAGAUGUUGGAGUUCCUUAAACUUCUUAAGCUGGGACAUGUUGCAUAUUUGUCUUAGAUAGGUGAUAGAUUUUCUGAUCUGCUUUACUUGAAAGUUAUUUAUUUUUAUUUAUAUUUUUUAAUAUUUAUUUGUAGUAUUGUAGUGAUUAGACUUUUGUAUUUUUUAUGAAUAAAGAC